Molecule: messenger RNA, 4958 nt
Organism: Anopheles gambiae (African malaria mosquito)
Lineage: Eukaryota; Metazoa; Arthropoda; Insecta; Diptera; Culicidae
Product: calphotin
Exons: 8
Coding region: 714-3704 (996 amino acids)
Source: RefSeq, a predicted model, not a curated record
UGCUAUUGCUGCCGCUUAUCCCUUUCGGGAACGCGCGUUUCGGGCAGCUUCUCUUCUCUCUUUCGUCGGGCGGCACUCUCAUUCCGUGUUGGACGUUCGUGCUGUGAAGAGGCGUUUAAUUUUCCCACAAUUUAAUCGAGUGUGCCAAGUGCUCGUUUUGCAAGUGCGCUUUUCUGUACAAAAAUACCCACAGUGCGUGCGAGUGUUUCGUAUUUGCGUAUUUGUUGUCAUCCAGAAGGUAGCGCACAAUCGAAAGUGUGCGUGCGUGUGUGCGUGUGAUUUGGAGAAGUGCAUGUGAAGUGUGGCGUGUGUGAUCAUCUUCCCCGUCUGCUGCAUCAACAAUCGUAGUGAAAGAAGUGUUGUUGCUUCGUCGUGACACAAACGCACGCCAGGAGAGAGAGAGGGUGAUUAAGAAAGCAAACACAUUUACUCGAGAAAAAAGGAAGAAGGUGUGAAGUUGGCAAAUCGUUUGCCGCCAAGCCCCCGCUCUCCUGCAUCAAGUUGUGGAAGUGUUCGUUGUGUAGUCGUUUCGCACACCUUCCUCUGGAACACGUCGCGAAGAGUGCAAGGCUCCGGAAAGUGUGGCCGUAAUAUUUUAAAAGUAAGUUGGACAGUUGGAAGUUGGUUCUAAACGUUUGCUGAUUUUGAUUGCUGAUUUGUCAACCUCGAUUCAAUCUCUAUACGACAAACCGCUCCAUCAAACAAAACAAAAAAUGGGAUUGGCCCAAAGUAAGCGUUCCGUGAACAUAACCACAGACCCGGCCAAGGAGGGAGUGGUCGCCGAGGGCACUGGAAAGCUGGAAAAGAUUGGCGAGGUCGAUCAGCUAAAAGCACAGGCCAACGGUGACGCUCAACACAACGAUGGCGAUAAUGAAACGAAAGUGGAAACCGAUGCGGCCGAAAAUGAAAAGGACUCCACGACAGAAAAGACCACCAAAGAGGGUGGCGACGGUGGUGGCGGCGACACCAGUGUGGCCGCCGCAUCCCCAACCUCGGAAGGUGCUGAAUCGGACGCGAACAACAAAACGCUCGAAAAUGGCAGCAACGACGAGUCGCUAAACGAUAGCAAAGCGGCGGCGGCAGAUGAGGCCACCAAGAAGGCAAAGAAACCGAAAAAGAAGUGGUCCUUCCGCAGCCUGUCGUUCAGCAAAAAGGACAAACAGAAACCGGCCAAAAAGGAGAAGGACGAGGAACGGGUGAACGGUGAAUGCGAGAAAGUUCCCGAAGAGCCCACUGAGGAUGCCGUUGCCGGUACUACUACUGCUGCUGUUGCUGCCGUCGCUCAGGAAGCCGCUUCCAGCACGGCCGAAGCCGGCGCCAGCGAACCUAAAGCAGAAGCCGCCGCUGUGACUGCUGCUGCCUCCGAAGUUUCGACGACUACCGCUGUAGCUGCUCCCGCCGCCGUUGAAGCCGCUGCCGACGUUGCUGCUGCUGCUGCUCCGGCUGCUGAUGUAACGACCACUACGACCACCACCACUAGCGCUCCCGCCGUCGACAGCACCAAAGUAGAGGAACCGGCGAUCGAGGCAGUGUCCGUCGCGGCCCAAGAAACGGCUGCCCCGGUCGCCCCGGCCGAGCCCAAGACGGUCGAGAACGGUGAUGGCCCGAAAGAGGUUGCACCAGUAGUGGCGGAAGAGCCGGCCGUCGUCCCACCACCGGCAGUACAGGAAGACAAGCCGGAGCCGGAAACGACCACUGCUGCUGCCCCGGCUGACGAGCAAGUAGUUGAGCCGGCAGUUGUUGAGGUAAACAGUUCUACUACUACUACUACCACUACUACUACUAGUACCACUACCACUACCAGUAGUUCUGCCGUUGAGGUCGAAACCGCCAAGCCCGAGCAGUCGGCAGUAGAGAGCGAAGUUGUUGCUGCUGCUGCUACUACUACUACUUCUACUACCCCUUCCGAUACUACCACACUCGAAAAUAGUACUACCGGUGUUCCCCCCACCGCCACCAUCGCCGCCGACAGUGUCGCCGCUAGCGAGUCGGACAAGCUUGCUGAUGGUGGUGAGAGUACGCCCCCACCCCCACUACCCUCCAUUCCUCCACCCUCUCAGGUGAUGGUGUUCGUUGAGGCUUCUCUGUCGCAGGUCGCGAAUGAGCCGUCGUCGGUGGAGGAGAGUGCAGCGUCGUUGGUUUCGGUUCCGUCCGAGGAUCCGUCCGCGGAGGUGGCAGCUGCCGCUCCGACCGGUUGCCCUCUUCCCUCUCCCGUUGUUUCCCCCGUCGAAGGUUCGAACGUUGAAGUGGUGGGGGAUGUCAGUCCACUCGCUCCAUCGGCUGCCGUAGCUCCGGUGGAGGAAGCUCCGGUUGCUGCUCCCGCCGAAGAGCAAACAACUGAGCAGCAGACACCCGAAGUGGUGGCUGAGGAGCCGCCGGUCGUUGCGGAAAAGAAGGUCGUCGCCGAUGUGAUGGCAGCUGCGCCAGCCGUGCCGGAGGAGGAGCAACCCUCGGUAACGGACGAGAUGAAGGAAACGGUUUCCAAGGCCGUGGGUGAAAUACUCGAGCAAGCGGUUGAUAAGAUCGAAAGUGGAGACGUGCCGCAGGCUGUUGUCGCUGCUGUCGCUCCUGCUGCUGCUCCUGCCGUAGAGGAGGAAACCACCGUCCCGCUGUCGGUGGAAGCAGUUGCUGCAGUACCGCUACCGGCGGACCUGGAGGCAGUGGAUGAGAUCAGUAACAACAUUGACGAUCUGCCACCGCCGCCACCACCACCAGCGGUCGAUGACGAGGAAACGGUGCCGGAUUCUCUGCCCUCGCCGCUGCCCACGAUUGCUGCCGCUGUCCCUGCCGAGCUACUGGACGGUGGAGCGGACGACCUGAAGCAGCAGGAUACCAGCGUCCUCUCGGUCGACAUCUCGUCCCCGCUGCCGCAAAACAGUCUCGAAUCGCUUCCGUCGCCGCCGACCCUGUCCCAGAGCGAUGUCAGCCUGCCUCCGCCGCCAGAGUCUCCGACCGUCGGCGGCAUGCCCGAGCAGCAGCAGCAGGCGGCUGGCGUCCUGCCCGAGCCGGAAGUUGAAUCUGCCACCGCUGCCGCCGCCGCCGCCCUCCCGUCGCCGACUCCGCCAUCUGCACCAUCAUCUGCGGGUGACGAUCCUAUCAGCUCUUCCACCAUCCCACCACCAACAUCAUCAUCCUCCCUUCCAGCAGCAGCAGAAGUAGAAGUAGCGAAGCAAGAAGUAGAAGAAGAAGCACUAACUCAGCAGCAGUCGGCGGUGGAGGCGACGCCAGAAGUCGCUCGCGAUGAAAGUGAACCCGCCAAGAAUGAUGCUAGCAGCAGUAGCGCGGAGAAGAAGAAGGAGGAGGCAGCAAGUGCCGGCGAAGAGGAGGCGCAGCAGGACAGCAGCAGCGCAGCAGCAACGGUGGUGGCAGCGUCGGCGAAACCGGUGGCGGCAGAGACAGAAACCGAUGUGGCGGCCCCGGCGGUGGCCGUACCGGCGGAAGUAGAGGAAACUGUCGCGCAAAAGCAGCAGAACGGUACGGCUGACCAUGGAACCAGCAAUGGUACGACCGAAAAUGGCAAAGCUGAAAACGGCACUACCGAGAACGGCACGGUCGAAAACGGCCAGAACGGUGUCCACGAAACGUCCGCCACAGAAAGUCUGAACGGAGAGGCUGAGCACAAAAAGGAGGAGAAAAUUCCAGAAAAGGCCGCUCAGCUUCAGCAACCGCCACCACCAGCAGCUCCGGAAGUAACGGCCGAGUAAAAUGCAAGUUUUGGCUGAACGCAAAUUACAGCAUCUAUUGAUUAUUAAUUAAUUAUAAUUCUUAUUAUUAAUAAUAAUAAUUAUAAAAAAACACACAACACAACACAGAAAAAGGAAUCAUACAACACAAACGAUUAUGGAAAAACAAAUAAAAAGGGAAUAAUAAGUUACAACUUCGAGGAAGAGGAAGGGAGGAAGCGCAUGUACGAACGAAAAAGAAAGUGACGUGUGGAGCGAGUGAAUUGAAAUGGUGUUACGACAAGGAGCAACGAAAUGUGAGAACAAUUUACACACACAAAAAAUAUUGUUCGUACGAUAACGAAAAACAACCGAAUCAAACUACUGCAACAUGAAGGUUUUAAUUCCUCUCGUCUCUUCAGCAUCAACACACACACGUAUAAACCACCAAUAAGAAACAUUUGAAUUUAGUCUUAACCGUAAAUGGUCUUUUAUAAAACAUUUGAUUAAAGUACGUAAAGAGAGAAGAGCCAAGAGGUAUCAAAAACAGCUCCCCACAACAACAAAAAAAAAACGUUGGCUCACACGAAACGAAUGGUUUAUAUAGUUAUGUUGUUAAUAGCAAUGUGUAAAGCAGGAAAAAAACAAAAUGAAAAUCUCUCGUCUGUAUCGGCAAAAAGGAAAAUGGCAUCCUCCUAAUUAGACUGCUUUAGGUUGUGCAGGGCCAAGCAAAAGUGCGGUUAGAACGCGAACACGAAACAAACUCGCACAUACACACACACACAUUCAUUCUUAUAUUGUAGAAAUUUGUCAUUCAAAUGCCAGUACAAGAAUAUUAGUAUGCCCGGGAAGGAGGGGAGGGGGCAGUUGGUCAAAACGAAACAAACGGCGUUUUGGGAAACGAUUGUAUCGCGGAACACGACCCCCCCGAAGUGUGCGAUCGAUGUAAAUGUACGAACUUUCCUUUUGUUUUUUUUUUUAAAUAGCAACUAUCUAAAACCGGGUGAAGAAACACACCGUCAGAGUGUCGUCCUUUUCAGCAUAGAAAGCAUAAUUAGGGGAACGCGAACGUGAGAAUAGGGGAUGAUGAGGGGGUUUUUUCCCUCCGCUGUUUGCUCCUUCCGCAAGCGCCGUGUGCAGGCGUUACGUGUGCGGUGUGUGGGGUCUGUUAGUUAGGCGGAGGGGGGAAAACGACGGCAGCAAUUUCCUGCUCCCUUUUGCUACCUUUUUUUUCUUUUAAUUAUUAUACAAAGAAGAGUACAUCAAUAAACCUUUUCAAACAAACCUACAAACAAA